GUUGCGCUGUGAAUGUCAUCAUUUUAGAAACGCUGCGUUUGUUUUAACUACAACUAGAUUCGCGACAUAACCCUGCCUUGGCCCAAGCGAACGCGACCGCAACUGCACGGGAUUGCCCACGGCCACGGAUAGCAACUAGCGAACGGAGAGAUGUGGCCGCAAACGCUGGAGAUGUCGCGGGACGAGUGCCGAGGCAUGCUGCGUCGACUUGAACUCGAGUCCUAUUCGCAUGUGGUGAGCGUUUUUCGCGCCCAAGGGGCGCUGAGUGAGCCCAAGGCGAAGCUGCUGGAGGAACUGCGCCAGCUCUUCCACAUCACCCAGGAGAGGCAUCGCGCCGAGGUUCGGCGGGCCGCCAACGACGAGCAGCUCAGCACCAUUGCCGAGAACGUCUGCGGCCCCAAUACCUGGCAGGAAUGGUCCCGAGAGGGACGCCGGCCCUAUCCGCUGCUGCCCCGGAUCAGUCCCCAAACGGCGCUCAGCAUCGUGGCCAAUGAUCUGGCGCAGAAGGCCUUCGAGGAGAAUGCAAAGCUGGCGACCCCCGCCGAAACGGGCGUCCACUUUAACCAGGCCCUCAUCGAGCAGGCCUCGUUCAUGAGCGUGAAGCACGGCUGGAUGGGCGGCAGGAGCCAGGACCCAGCCGCGGUGAUCAUGGAGGAGCCGUUCAAAGUGCCCGAUGUGCCCAACGAGGUGAAGAAGAUGACACAAAAGCGGAAGGAGAACGAGAGUGGUGCGGAUGGCCUGAAGCCCAACAAAAAGCGGCAUUUGCAGCAUCAGCAGUCUCUCCAGACUCCCCACCAGCAGCAGCAGUUGUCCCACACUGCCAAUUCCGAGGAUGGCGAACCCGUGCCCGUGGAGAAGCGUCUAAGUCCGCGGACUGCACAGCAGCGCUUCUUCUACCAGCAGCAGGUGAAGCACAAGCAGCGUUUGGCCAGCAAACGGAAUUUGGCCAGUGGCUUGGGCUCCCCCUCCCAGGCAGGCAGCCCUGUGGGCGGCAGAAACGCCGCUGCAUUGUCAUCUUCGGGCGGAGAGGCGACGCCGGCGAAGAGGAUAGCAGCUCCGGCCAAGAGUGGACGGCGGGCACAGAAGCAACUGCAACAGCAGCAGCAGCAAAAGUUGCAGCAACAGCUGCAGCAGCAGCAGGCGCAGCUGCAACAGAAAGUAUUAUUGCAAUCGUCAGAGGCGACGGUGCCCAAUCAUUUGGUGGUGCAGCCCCACGUGGAGUAUGUACUCGAUGAGGCGCUCAAAACGCUGGCAGCCACCAGCACACCGUCGACACCCACACCCACGUCCACAGCCACGCCGCCGUACUCCUUCUUCAACGAUCCGAGGCCGCUCGUUACGCUGAAGCCUUUGAAGCCCCUGAAGCCAUUCGUUUAUGGCCCGCAAAGCGGAUCGGCAGCAGCCGCGGCAGAAAUUGGUUCGCCCACAACACCAGGCGCUCGUGGAUUUGCCAAUUCACCCAUUGUUUUCAAGGACAAGGUGCAGGCCUCACCGGUGCAGGUGCAGGUGCAAAGCCAGACUCAGAGUACGCCCGUCAAGAAGUACAUCGUGGAAGAAAAGCAGGCGGAUACCACGACACCGUUGGCAACUACCAACACCACCAUACCCAUUUCUACUGCUAAUCUUCCUUUGACUCCUCAGAUCAUCAGUGUUCAGCAGAUCCCAGCGCCGCCGAUGGGCGCUAAAUUGAGGCCGGCAGUGGUGCCCUCUUCGCCCACCAGCAACUCCUCCUCCACCGCAGCGCUCCUGCCGCCGGGCACCAAGCUCACGCCCAAGAAGUUCAAUCUCUUGGACGGCGGCGGUGGUGGUGAGGCAAAACCAAAAACCUUGCCCAGUUCAGCGGUUCGCCUUCUGCCGUACACGGACCCAAUUGUGGGUCCGUCGUCUCCCCUAAAGGACUCCCGGGUGACCCCAUUGAGCAGCGCCUCCACUGUGAACAUCAUCAAGAAUAUACCAGCUAGUAGUUUGAACAAUACCCUGAUUACCCCGCUGCCGGUGUCUGGAGGAGCCACAAUGCCGCCCAAUCUGUUCCGGGCGAAGGUGACAACACCUCAGAUGAAGGGUGCUGGCGGAGUGGCCGUCAUUGGUGCGUCGUCUUCGGGGACAGCAGCUGUUACUGCUUCCUCUUCUCCCCAAAUUCUGGGAAACAUUAAGCUAACCACCAGCUCGGGAGGAGCGGCGGCCACUAUCAAGCAGGUGCCCAGUAGUGCCCUGCGAAACAUAAAGAUUUGCUCACCCAACGGCAAGGUAUUCCUGCAGCCAGGCAAGCUGCCGGCAGGAAGCAUUAUACACAAGCUAAACAAUGCGAGUGGCAGCCCAGUAGGAGGAGCAACAGGAUCCGGAGUAACCACAGCGGUUUCACCCUCAAAUCUGCCGGCGCGAGAUCAGCGGAUCAGCAUACAGAAGAUGCAGAUAUUGCCACAGGCGCAGACCACAACGGGAAGUGGGACCGGCAGCAGCCCUACCACCAGCAUCUCCGGGAAGCAGCAGGCUCCAGGCGCCAAGCCCACCACUGUGACCUUCUCCACAACGAGCGGCGGCAAGAACAAUCUCGUCUUCCUCCCAGCAAGCGCGGCGAGCGGCAUGAGAGCUCUCACACUGGCCGCCACCAAGCCCAAAUCGAAUGUGCUGGUCAUCGGAGCGACACCCGCCAACCCGAACACCAUGAGUGCAACAACGUCUCCCAACAAUCCCACGAGCAGUGGGGCCAAGCCCAAACCCAAUCAACUCAUUACCGAGGACACACCCAUCGAUAUCAUUAAUAUGCCCAUAAUAGUGGCGGAUAAUGGCACUGGAACCGGGACCGAGAUCAAACAGGGAUCCGGGGUAAUGAAGUCCUCGCCGUUGGUGGUCUUCAAUGCCACCGAUUGGGAGAUGGAGCUUGACCAGGCAGCUACCAAAACGACGCCAGUGUCGACGCCCUCCAAGCAGGAAGGGGUCCUGAACGACGACGACGACGUUAUAGUGGAGGAGGACGAAGAACUCGAGGGAGAUGUAGUGGUGGAGGAGCAGCAGGCUGAGCAAUCAGCCAACUUGGAGCUCAACAAUCGCAUCAUUGAACUACAUCCGGAGGAUGACAGUGCCAUCGAGUAUGUGGACAUGGAUCUGGAGCAGCCCAUCGAGAUAGAGAGCACCAGCAACAUAUCGCCAGAGACGACAGCCACCACCACCACUACUUCCCUGAAGGCAGCCAUUGUGCCGGCAUCUCCGCAGCAGAAGCAGAAGCCUUUGGAGCAGGCACUGGCAGCAGCUACGCUGUAGAUCCCCCCGUUUUUCUAGAGAGAUUUCCGAGUGAGAGAACGCACACAGCAGAGACCCGGUUCGAAUUAGAUUUAGUUGGUAGUUUAGCCUCAAUGUCAAGAGUUUCCUUUUACCAUUUACAAGUUUAUAUUAUCGCAAAGUGCAAGAUUAUCCUUAAUUCAAUUCAAAGCCAGUUUCUGAAGCCUAAGCUUAAAAGAGAGAGGAGAACGCAAGUUCGAAGUAGUUAAGUUGCCAAAAUCACACAUAGUUGAGAGUAUAAUAUCAUGGAAUUUGUGUUAGUUUUUAGUUUAUUCAUUUUAUUUCAUUUCAUUAUUUUCUUUAAACCCCAGUCCCUGGGAAUCCCCUUUCUCUCUCUCUCUCCUGUACAUAGGGCAGAUAUAAAUCUGCAGAACGUUACCUUAAUUUUGUAUAGCUUUGUAUAUAGAGUCCAGCAUAUAUUAUUCGAUUCUCCAUGGCCCCCCAUCUCAUUAAUUCGUUUUUACUUUAGUUGCUUAAGCUUAAAUCCACACACACAAGAAAUUCGAAAAACUUUAAACACAAAAAAGUAAUAAACUUAAAACAAAUUCGUUUGAAAGGUUGGCUUAAUUACGUGAGAUUAUAGACCCUAGGACACGUGUAAAUACCAGAAUGAAUUUCGAAACGCAGAUGCAAACCCAAUACCGCAUUAUAUAUAUAGAUAUACAUAUGUAUAAAAAGGAGAACUCAUGCUAAACAGAUGAUUAACCAUUAACGAUUUAUUUAGAUCUAAGUAUUUUAUGCGUCGUAAAUUUUGUAAAUUCAAAUCUUAAGAGCAACGUUGUAACUUUUAGGAGACCAAAAGCCCAAAAAUGAAAACGGAAACAUCAAGAACAAACCCUUCCUACUCCCCUCCACAAAUAAUACAAAACACAAAACAAAAUAUUGUUGAACAAUGCGUGUCGCUGUAAAAUCUUUAGCAUAGAAAUUUUAAACGAAAUAAAUUUAAAUGUAAAACAA
Drosophila kikkawai is the source of this 4236-nucleotide messenger RNA. Its product is annotated as BRCA2-interacting transcriptional repressor EMSY. Gene Ontology annotation, biological process: regulation of DNA-templated transcription. Gene Ontology annotation, cellular component: nucleoplasm. Lineage: Eukaryota; Metazoa; Arthropoda; Insecta; Diptera; Drosophilidae. The record is from RefSeq and is a predicted model, not a curated record.